AUGACUCUCCUUGAACGUUUUCGAGAAGCUGUGUUUCGUUUGAUGAUGCUGUCUGCUCUGUCUAAAGCCACACAUAAUAAUGCAGCUGGAUCAUCACCUCAUCAUCAUCAUCAUCAUCAUCAUCUUCACCAUCAUCGUCAUGUAAUGAAGAAGAGAUCAUCAUCUUAUUAUCCUGAUGAUCCUCACCAUAGUGAAGCUGUUGCUGAUUGUAUAGAGUUUAUCAAGAAAUCAGCGUUGAGUGAUAAGGAGGAGAUCAACCGUAACUCUAUCACUGCUGCUGCUAGUUCCUUCGAUGACAGUAAUAGUGAUCAGGUGGUCAUGCCUGUCCCAGUUAUGGUGAUUAAUGCUGUGAAUUGUGAUCUUAAGGUGUGGAGUGGUAUAUAG
Messenger RNA from Dovyalis caffra, 384 nucleotides. NCBI's taxonomy places the organism in Eukaryota, Viridiplantae, Streptophyta, Magnoliopsida, Malpighiales, Salicaceae. The record is from the annotation of a GenBank genome assembly.